Uncinocarpus reesii 1704 is the source of this 1617-nucleotide messenger RNA. RefSeq lists its product as uncharacterized. NCBI's taxonomy places the organism in Eukaryota, Fungi, Ascomycota, Eurotiomycetes, Onygenales, Onygenaceae. The transcript has a single exon. Gene Ontology annotation, biological process: peroxisome inheritance. The coding region runs from base 1 to 1617 and encodes 538 amino acids. The record is from RefSeq and is a predicted model, not a curated record. Gene Ontology annotation, cellular component: extrinsic component of intraperoxisomal membrane.
AUGGCGGAGUCGAUCCAGUCCCUCAAACGAUCCUACACGGUUCCUUCCAGACCUCCGCAUCGCAUGCGGCACUCCCUGGGCUCAUACGACACACCGCACAUUUCCAUUCCCUCUGACGAUCUGCUGUUCUACCAUCCCUCGGCGACUAUCGUUAAAUUCGAACUCCCGCAAUCCUCCAGUUCUAGCCCUAUUCUCCCCGACCUAGACUACCCUGUUGAUGCUAUCGAGACGCUGCCUUGGAAGACGCGGUCUGAAACAAUUGCUGCCAUCGGGGUAUUAAGGAUAGAAAACGUUGCUGGGUCGGCGGCCUUCCUUAAAUCUGGCAACGUGGUGUAUGCCCUCUUAAAAAACUGCCAAUGCUGGUGCGUUGAUGCCAAAUCCAAAUUCGUUCUGCGUGUGAGGAAGCUCACGUACUACCGGAUCGAAUUUCCGCAUGAAACGGAGGAGGACGCACACAAGGUGGAAGAGUGGAAACAAGUUCUGUCGAAGAUAAUCCGGUAUGAAAUAACGCCCUGUCCUUUCAAACGAGGGUUUUCCGUCCAACUCCCGGAAGAAGCGAAAACCCCCAAGAAGAAGCGAGCAUGGCGCCCUAAAACAACAUUCAAUCUGCCUGUGCGCCCGCUGGACUUUGAAGGGAGCGUGUGCUCUGAUGACCGCGAGUCAAGUGAUUUUGGGAGUGCCGGAGAUGAGAUAGACACCCACAGUGAACGGAGCGGCAGCCUGCCUCCUGUCGGGCGGCGCUAUUCUUACGACCAUCGAUCAUCACCAAUACCCAUCCCGAAGAGGGCGAGCUUCCGAGUAGUCUCAGAGCCGACACCGAAUUUUGAAUCUUUGCUCGCACGGUUUCAGCCCGGGCCCAGGUCCGACAAGAGCAGCUGUGACGAAGUCGGGAGCAUCGCCUCAAGUGCGUCAUCCUUCCAUUCGGUGAUCGAUAACUCCCCGUCUCCGCCUUUAGAAUCCUAUUCCACUCCGCCGUCUCCCCGACUACCUGCGUCCGAAAGCCCGCCGCAUGUGGCUACAAAGCCUAGCCAUACUAGAGAUACUUCCGUAGCGACCGUCGUCCCUGAGCCUGCAGACGAUCCUAGCCCUUUGUCACCGCCACCACUGUCACCCCCGCCAACUAUCCACGACCAAGACACCUCUACCAACUCCCGCACAUCAGCUGAAUUGGGCUCAUCUCCCCAAGCUCCAACCCACAAUGAUCUAGAGGUCCCUGUAGAGAACCGAAACUCAACUAUCCGCCGACGCAUUCGCGCUUCAAGGCAGCGCUCCUUUUCUCCCUUACCACCAUCAUCGACGCUAUUUACACCCACUCCAAGGUCUCCUAUUAAUAACUUGAUUGAUGCUGUUUUUGAAAAGACCUAUACCUUUGUACUUGGUCCCCCUAUACACCUUUUAGUGAUGUUUUUAAGACUUGCAGCUGAAGUGGCUGCGGGGGAUAACCCUCGGGGCGCAGCAGGUCCUGGCCCGAGGAGACCCUCCUUUCGACCUGAGACGAUGGACGAUACUGACGAUAUUUGGAGUGAAGAUGACUUUGGCAAUCCGCUUUCUUCAGCUGCUACAAAGCAAAGCAGAGAUUAUCCGUCGGGCGCGGAUUCUUCAGACGAAGUGGACUGA